Messenger RNA from Hyaloscypha bicolor E, 4859 nucleotides. RefSeq lists its product as uncharacterized. Lineage: Eukaryota; Fungi; Ascomycota; Leotiomycetes; Helotiales; Hyaloscyphaceae. Bases 122 to 4669 code for a protein of 1515 amino acids. The transcript has 9 exons. The record is from RefSeq and is a predicted model, not a curated record. Gene Ontology annotation, molecular function: protein binding.
CUGAACUGCGUUUCUAAAAAUUCCAUUUCCCAGUCCAGAUCUCUUUGGGAAAUCCUAACACGGUCCCACGGAUUCCACAACUGAAAUAAUCGCCCACUACCCUGGGUGUAGCCUGAGAUCGAUGGCCUCGUCUAUGCCCAGCAAUUUUGAGAACAUCCUCGCCAGCUUUAAAACCCGACUCUCAUCAGAACACACUGAACUGUUCCAGCUUGCAACUUUUGAUGACCUAAAGGCUUCAAUCAAGAGGAUACAGACGGAACAAGCGGCAAGAAAGGGUCUUCGAAAUCUGAAUAAGAUCAAGCCUUUCUUACACGGCCUGAAACAAUAUGCUGGAGUUCUCGAGGUAUUUGUACAAGCCAAACCCGAGUUACUUGCUUUCAUAUGGGGUCCAAUAAAAUUAUGCCUCCAGAUUGCCUCAAAGCUCAACGAAGCUUUCGACGCGUUGUUGGAUGCGUAUGAGAGGAUAGGGAAUUCUCUACCGAUUCUCUCGACAGUCGACGCAAUAUUUUGCAGCCAUCCCCAUGUGAAGCAGGUCUUGGCCGAUAUAUUCGAGGAUAUCCUAGACUUUCACAAGCGUGCGAUUGUAUUUUUCAAGCAUGGAACAUGGAAGUUAACGUUUAAGUUAACCUACCACACUUUUAGUGACAUGUUUGAGGACAUUUUGAAGAAACUAGACCGAUCCCGAGAUUUGAUACUCCAAUCAGCCAAUGUCGCACAUUUUCAAGAAUCCCAAGAAGCUCGGAUUCUUUUCACCAAAGAAAUGGAAGUUUUGCUAGAUGGACAGCAGAACCAGCGUAGAAUAGCUAUCAUGGACUGGCUUUCGAGUGAAACGAACUCUGCAAUUCAGCACCAAGAACUCCGGAAGAUCCGAGCCAUGCUACCGCAGACGACGCGAUGGAUAUUCUCUCAGCCGCAGAUGUUGGGCUGGCUCAAAUGUACCGAUUACACACCUUGUACAUUUUGGUUGUGCGGAAUUCCAGGAGCCGGCAAGACGGUGAUUUUUAGUUCUGUAAUUGAUGAGAUCAGUGCGACUCUGCCAGAUGCUCAAGUCGUAUACUUUUAUUGCAAGAACAACGACCCACUUCGAUCACACUUCACAGAUAUUGCCAAGAGUCUUAUUUCACAAAUCUUUCAGAUUAAUCCGAACAGCUUGGAUUUCAUUUAUGAGUCCAUGCUCGCAGGCGGCGAGCGGCGAGCCAAGGAUCCAUCGAAACUUCUUCAAAUCCUCGGCCAGAUAUUAACAAAUCAUGAUUCAUUAUAUAUUGGAAUCGACGGCCUAGACGAAUGUUCUGAAGAAGAACGAAAGCUGUUUUCGAACCUGAUCACUAUCGGUUCGAGAACGAACGAUGAGCAGGCAAAUGUUCGAAUAAUUGUCACGAGUCGACAAGAGAAAGACCUCGAGAAAUCGUUGAAAACAGCAACCAAGUUCAAUAUAAAACCGCAGAAUCUUGAAAAUGAUAUCACAGCAUAUGUCACAUUCAAAAUGGCUCAGUUAUGCCAGAGAUUUAAGUUCACUCAGGAAAGGGAGCAACUUAUCUCAAAGGAGAUCUGCACACGGCCCAAGGGGAUGUUCCUUCUGUCUCGCCUCAUAAUGGACAAUUUGUUAUCUCAAGACAAUCUAGAAGAUCUAAACCAAGAGCUAAGAUUUGAGGUGCUACCUCAUGGCAUAAAUGAAGCAUACGGCCGUAUGCUCGUCAGAAUUGGGAAAGCCACCUCCAGGAAUCCCAAUCAAGUGGAAAAGCGUCUGCAGAGAGCAAAGCUCGUCCUCACUCUCGUCACCACCUCAAAACGAGUGUUAUAUGCUCAUGAAAUUCAAGGCGCUCUUGCCAUCAAUCUCGAUGAACAGAAUGUCGACUUCGAAAAUCGGCAUUCGAGAUUUCCACUUGAUGAUCUCUGCGGGCCAAUAAUUCAAAUUCGUCAGAACGGAAUUGUUGAUUUGAUACAUCCAACAGCAAAGGAAUAUCUGUGGCAACAUCACAGCGGUUAUUACAUCAAAAGUUCUGAGGCCGAAGAAUUUAUGGCGACUUUCUGCACCUCGUACCUUACAUUUGAUCCGUUCAGUCCAGGAUGCGCGGAAGACACAUUUGCUGCAAGCGUCUUGAGUGGUGACCUUGCUUUUCAAGAAUAUGCGGCAUGCAACUGGUUCAAGCAUUUGGAAUCUCUUUUAAGGACUACCAACAUUGAAACAGUAAUCCCGAAAUCCCUGCAGAAAGCAAUUCUGAUACUACAAGAGCGUCAGAGGAUUCAGUCAGCGUGCUCAUGGGAAUUUGAAUCAGGUCGACUAUGCAGAGCAGACUUUAUUCGGUUAUCGAGUGAGAUCCAACAGCUUUAUGACCAGACGGACACAAUAUUAACAGAAGAUCCAGAGACACAAGAGCGACUGCCAUACUUAUUAGGGCAAAUCUGUCAUUCUCGGUCCGUGAUUGAAGGUCAGGUCAUCCAGGGUGCGGAGCAGGACAAUCUCGACAAGUUUUAUGGGAAAUCGCCAUUUCGAUGCCCAGUUUUGCGGUGUCCUUACUUUGUGGCCGGAUUCGGAACCCACAAGGAACGCGAAAGGCAUUGCAAUCAGCACCGGAGAUCAUUCAUGUGCCCCCAUAACACCUGUGACUAUUCUGUACUGGGUUUACCAUCGGACUCGGCCCUGAAAACCCAUCUCGGUCUAUGUCACGAGGAUCUGCCCCAGACUCCAGUAUUCCCGGAUAUCAAAACUCGCACUUUGGAACAGGCACUCGAAGACGCAAUAGCGGCGAAUAACCUCCUGGCCGUCGCGGCUCUAGCGAGAGAGCUGACUUCCUUUCCACAGAGGAAGACGGGCUUUGUUUUGCAAGCUCUGACACUAGGAUAUAGGAAAGCAGCAUUAACUCUCCUGGACUUGUUGGGGACACCUUCUGAACUCAACCACGUUCACAAAAAGAGUACAUCUAUACUCAAAGUAUGUGAGAUCGGAGAUGAGGAGCUUUUUGAUAUUCUAGUAGAGAAAGGCGCCGACAUCAAUAUCCGAGUGGGUGAGAGUGCCCUCGCGAUAGCUUCUCGAAACUGCCACAUCUCCAUUGCUAGGAAGUUGCUAGAUGACAAGAAUUACCUAAGAUCCAGGUCCUAUGCAUCUUAUACCGAAACAGGUGCGCUUGCUAUGGCAUCCACACAUGGACAUUUGGAAGCCGUAUCUCUUCUCUUAGAAAAAGACUCGGAUCACUAUGUUAAAAAAGCCCCAAGGGAUUUCAAUCGAGCACUGAACGCAGCGAUCAAAGAAAAGAAGGUGUCAUGCGCCAAAAUUCUCCUGGGCUGGGCACUCAAAAAAGAUCCGUCGAUACUUCCGACUAAGUUACGCAAAUUUUCGGAAGAGGAUAUCGAUCACAUGAUAGAAAUUUUGUACACAGAGCAGGCCAAGGUUAUCGAGGAAGGUGGUGGGACAAAAGGAAACGUUCUACAAGCGGCGGCCCGUAAAGGAGAUUGCGAGGCCGUUUCACAUCUCCUUGAUUUAGGAGCCGAUAUCGAUUAUCUUCGAGGGAAUUAUGGGACGCCGAUGAUGGCUGCUGCAUCAAAUGGCAAGCUUGAGGUCGUUCGCUUGUUGUUUGAGAGGGGAGCUGAUUUCACGAAGAAAGAUGACCAGAAAUACGGAAGUGGGGGGUCAGCAAUUGACUUAGCAGCGGUUCAAUGCCACGAAACAGUGGUUCGAGAGCUGUUGGACAAAGGAGCUGUUUUUACACACGAGAUGAUCAACUGGGUUCAUUACAAGCGAAACACAAGCCUUCAAGCACUUGCUCAGAGGGCCAACUCAGCUAGUGCAGCAGCCCUGGUCAGGCUUCUUCUUGAAAAUGGAGCAAACGUUAAUGCAGUAGGAAAUAGAUCCGAGUAUGAACAAGAGUCGCGGAGACCUUUGCAACUUGCGGUGGAAUAUGGGGAAGAUGCCACCUUGAAAGUAUUGCUGGAGUACGGCGCUGAUGUAAACGACAAGAGCAGCGACUCUGAUGGUAACACGGCAUUGCAUAUAGCAGUUAAGUUGGGGAAUCCAGCGAAAUUAGGAAUUCUCCUAGACCACGGGGCCAACAUCAAUGCGAUCAAUACCAACGGAAAGACUGCGUUAAUGCUGGGAGUAACGUGUUCUCCUUGGGAGAUAUAUCGACAAGUUCUUCAAAUCCUUAUUGAAAGGGGGGCUAAUAUUGAGAUGGUUGAUAACGAUGGGAACACAGCGCUCAUGGUUGCUGCCAAACGACUGGAUCAACCACUGGAAGUGAUUCAAACUCUUGUUGAAGGGGGAGCGGAAGUUUGGAGCGCUGUGGAAUCAGCUGCUCGGAGUAGCCAAGUUGAAAUCGCUCGGGUUCUCCUAAAGUCUUUAAGCAAGACUGCUCUCAGAGAUCAUCGAUAUCUGCUCUCGCUAGCAUUGUCUUUAGAGUAUUCGAAGGAGUUUGCCAAUUGGGAUAUGAUUUCCUUACUUACAGAAUACGGAGCAACUGUUGUCCGUUUAGCACAAGAAUCAAGCGUCAACCAGGAAUUCUGGGACCAGACAGCUGGUGGCGUUGAGGGCUAUCAGGAUGACCAAGAACUAUUCUAUACAGAUCAGGACUUCCAAGCUGAUGGGGAUUCCCAGAUGGAAAAGGGUGUCGGCGUCGGGGAGAAAGGCGAAGGUGAGCUAACGUAUGAUAUCGAAGGAUCUCUUAAUGAGCAUUAGCAAACUUGGUAAUGAGAUGGCUUCACUUUUUAUUAAGCGAACUUAAAUUGCUCUUAGAAACUGUCAGGCUGCAUCCAAAAAGGUUCUCUGCGCGUUCGUUUGAGCCAAAUAGUGUUAUAUGGCCGUGGAUCUAGCCCUGCUCCUUCUCUUCAUCUUUCUUAUAAGGCAAGCAGUAAUUGUGAUAACCAAC